Messenger RNA from Haliotis rubra (blacklip abalone), 1182 nucleotides. Its product is annotated as sushi, nidogen and EGF-like domain-containing protein 1. The coding region runs from base 40 to 1182 and encodes 380 amino acids. The transcript is spliced from 10 exons. NCBI's taxonomy places the organism in Eukaryota, Metazoa, Mollusca, Gastropoda, Lepetellida, Haliotidae. Gene Ontology annotation, cellular component: extracellular region. Gene Ontology annotation, molecular function: calcium ion binding; chitin binding. The record is from RefSeq and is a predicted model, not a curated record.
AGAGAGUUAGAAUUCAAUCUUUAGUCGUGUGUUACCAAGAUGCUGGAUAUGCGGAAACUGUUGUUUUUUACGGCCGUGAUGGCCGUGUGUCAAGCAGUACCACCAGCCGAGGACUGCACUAUCGGAACUGUCGCCUUCGAGCCACAUGAAACUGAUUGCAACAAGUUCUACCAAUGCGAUACUACUGGAUGGAAGGAGAUGGCCUGUGGCCAGGGAUUGUACUUCAACCCGGCGACCAACGUCUGCGACUGGCCAUACAACGUGCAGUGCACAUCCACCUCCGACACUACGGACGCUUGUAGUUCGACUCCGUGUCAGAACGGAGGGUCAUGCGCGACGUCCGGCAGCAGCUACGCAUGUACGUGUCUGUCCGGCUACACCGGCACCAACUGCGAGGUCACCACAACGACUGCUACCUGUACGAAUGACGACAGGGAAGCAGUUAACGAUCUGAACUGUCAACUGUUCAGACGUUGUGUGAGCGGAGCGUGGGUGAAUUACACGUGCCCGGUCAAUACACGGUUUAACCCUCAGUGGAAAGACUGUUUCCCUCCGACUCAAUACCCCUGCCCAACAAUUCCAUGUGACGCCAACCCCUGUCAAAAUGGCGGAUCCUGCGUCAACUCCGGGACUAGCUACACAUGCACGUGCCCCAGCACAUACGAGGGCACCAACUGCGAGACAGCCGUUGCAUCCGAUGGACCAGGAGCGGCCUGCAGCAAUUCCGACCCGUACCAGGUCAACCCCAACGACUGCCAGAAAUUCUACGCCUGUGUCGACCAAUUCUUGAUUGAAUUUACCUGUCCUGUGGCAAUCCCAUCCUUCAACGAAGCGACGCGAUCGUGCGACUACGUCUACAACGUGCAAUGCGGCAAGCCCGCUUCUUGCACGAACGACACUCGUCUCCCUGGCAACGGAGUUGAAUGUGAUGAUUUCUACCGAUGUGUCAAUAUGGAAUGGAUCCAGUACAGAUGCCCUUCUGGGUACAGAUACAACGCCGCUAUCAACGACUGCUCCGCCAACGUCGACUGUCCAACAGCAACCACAAACGACCAGCCUUGCGAUUCAAGUCCAUGUUUGAACAACGGCGUCUGUAGCAACAUUGGCGGCAGCUUCAGCUGUCAGUGCCCCACGGGUUACGGCGGAGAAACCUGCGAAAUUGCUCCACGUAAGCUCCCAUAA